CAAGAUUACCUCCUACCUCCUAGGGCCACGCUCAAGAGAGAUGAUGGCCAACAAGAGUUUGACAAGAGAUGGCAGAUCUCUUGGCGCGAGGAGACCAAGGGCAGGUCCCUUAGGUAACAUAACGACUUUCUCUUCGAUCGGAACUUCGGAAGGUCCCUACUCCCUGGUAUCUCGAACCCUAUGUGCUCUUGCGGGGAAGGACGACAGACCGACAGACCAUACCAUGCGACACGUGUAGGGAAUACCUCGGACGAUUUCCUGGCCGUAUCAAUAUCCGUGUCAUCCUAAACAAGCACAAGCCAGCUACGAGGGCCAUCAGAUUCAUCGAAAGCAGGCGCAGACCCUAGGAGGUAUAGGGCAGAGUCCUUUCGUGUCACCUUUCGUGUGUCUCAGCGGCAUGAAGAAUCGCCUUCUCAGAGCAACGCCGACUUAUCCGCGUAUGGUCGUUCCUUGUUCAUCAUACACGAAGCCUGAGGAGCUGGAGCGAAUAACGAGUUUUCUAGUAACAAAAUUUCUUUUAUCAGUGCUCGAUGCACAGCCCCGCUGCCCCAGUACUCGAUUCACUAUACGCCCAACGCUAAGCCUAAUACCAAGCAUUUGA
This is a messenger RNA of Sphaerulina musiva SO2202, 601 nucleotides long. RefSeq lists its product as uncharacterized. Bases 398 to 601 code for a protein of 67 amino acids. The record is from RefSeq and is a predicted model, not a curated record. Lineage: Eukaryota; Fungi; Ascomycota; Dothideomycetes; Mycosphaerellales; Mycosphaerellaceae. The transcript has a single exon.